Molecule: messenger RNA, 4028 nt
Organism: Notolabrus celidotus (New Zealand spotty)
Lineage: Eukaryota; Metazoa; Chordata; Actinopteri; Labriformes; Labridae
Gene: yod1
Product: YOD1 deubiquitinase
Exons: 3
Coding region: 135-1040 (301 amino acids)
Biological process (GO): protein deubiquitination; endoplasmic reticulum unfolded protein response
Cellular component (GO): cytosol; nucleus
Molecular function (GO): protein binding; cysteine-type deubiquitinase activity
Source: RefSeq, a predicted model, not a curated record
AGCUAUUAGGUUAUUUACGGUGGACGUCGGCAGUGCGUCAUGUCAUCAUAAAGACGUAACGUGACGCUCUACACAUCCCUCACUCACUGGUUGUUUAUUGUUUGAGGCAGGGCUGCAGUCAAACAGCAGGCAGGAUGUUGCGGCUUCGCUGUAAGACCAAAAAUGGGAGCCACAUCAUGCAGGGCCUGACUCACCAGUCCUGUGUGCAGGAGCUGAAGACCAAGGUGGAGGAGCUGACUGGGAUCCCUUGUGACGUGCAGAAAAUUAUGGUCGGUUAUCCACCGUCAAGCCUUGAUCUUCGAAACGGAGACGCUCAUCUCAAGGACUACCCCAUCAAAUCAGGAGACACGCUCAUUGUUGAAGAAGAAAAGAACAAGCCAAAGCCUCAAGAUCAUCCCACUGUGACUAAAGCGCCACGCCUCGAAGCCUCACCUGUGCUGGCACGUCGAGUCGUUCCGGCGGACAACUCCUGCCUCUUCACCAGUGUGUAUUACGUGGUGGAAGGGGGCGUGUACGAACCAACGUGUGCCCCUGAGAUGCGAGGCCUCAUCGCGCAGAUCGUGUCCAGCGACCCCACGGCGUACUCCGAGGCGGUGCUGGGAAAGACCAACGAGGAGUACUGCACGUGGAUACGGCGUGACGACACCUGGGGGGGAGCCAUCGAGGUGUCCAUCCUGUCAAAGUUUUACCAGUGUGAGAUCUGCGUGGUGGACACUCAGACGGUGCGAGUGGAUCGAUUCGGGGAGGACGCCGGGUACCACAAACGCGUGCUUCUAAUCUAUGACGGCAUCCACUACGACCCUCUCCAGAAAGAAACGCCCGGCUCAGAUGUCCCGCCGCAGACUAUCUUCUCCACCACGGACGACGUGAUCCUGGCGCUGGCACUGGAGCUCGCAGACGAGGCCCGCCGGAAGCGCCAGUUCACGGACGUUAACCGCUUUGCGCUGCGCUGCAUGGUGUGCCAGAUGGGGCUUGUCGGACAGAAGGAAGCCCGUGAACACGCCAAGGAGACAGGCCACACCAACUUUGGCGAAGUGUGAGCAUCACUUCGUCUUCUCUCUCUCACAAAUACAACCACCACCAACCCUGUGCCCCACAUGUGGCGACUCUGUUGGUCUUUCUGUCAAUCUGCUUGUGUGAUCCUCUACCUCACAUUGUCCAGCGACAUCUACAGAGAAUCUGCAGACACUAGCCGGUUCAGUAUUACUUAUCAAACUGCUGUUAUUUCUCAAAGUCAGAAACACUACUGCAGAGCUCCGAUGUCGUAGACGCAUCAUUUCAGUCUGUCAGGGAUGGUUUUAUUCGUGUAUGACAGGGUUCAGUAAAAAGUGCAAAUAAUUCUUAGAGCUUGUUUUAAUCCGUUCUGACUCCUUUUAGUCUCGUUUGUAUCUCUAAUGAACCAAUUAAUAACUCUAGGAUUGUGUGAAAUAAUUCAGUCGAUGCAAAUCUUAGUGAUGUGCUAACGAAAACUCACAAAACACUAAGAUUACUCAUCCAGCGUUGGCUGUCCGACGAUAAAUAUCUCCUAUGUCAGUGUUUCACAUCACAUUGUGGUAGUUUUUAACAGUAAUCACCGAAAGGGAGGUCUGUUUUUCUUCAGUGGGGUUGUAUGAAGUGCUUCUCGAUUGAAAGUGUAUCACCCACAGGGGAUCCAGAUCAGCUCAGGAACAAACCGGCUGGAGAACUGGAACAGAAGUUAGUCUAUCAAGGAAAUCAUUCAGGGCUUUACUUUGUCGUCAGAAAGCCGACAUGAUUAACAUUUUAUGUUAUUUUAACCCUUGGCCCUUAACUCUCUGCCUUUAAAUUCCCCUUUGUUAAAGACUGUGGCGCUCCAUGUCCAAUGAAGCUAAGAUUACCUGCCUUAAAUACAACCUCUAGAAAAUUACAAAACAUCAGAGGAUGUAUGCCAUGUGAAGUUUUACAGACAGUUACCACAGUUUUCUUCAAUCAUAAUUUUCUUUGGGGGGGGCUUUUUGACUUUAUUUCAUUGUACAGCUGAAGAGAGACAGGAAGUGUGGGGAGUAGAGAGAGUCACUCCUUACAUACUCUGGAACAGCAGGUGGCAGUAUGCAUCUUUAAACAUGUAGAAAAUGUUACACGUUUUCUACCCGAGUAGCUUUUGGUGUUCAAAACAGAAGCAAGUGGAAAAGUGCAAAAAACUUGUAAAAAUAAAACUCUUUCGCCCCAGUUUAAAAAGACAGAUAAAACUGGUUUGUAAAUGACUGUUUGAAAAUACACGUAAGAGGAGAGAGGAUGCUAACCUGGAGAGCAGAGAGAUCCCAAACUACCUGUAGGUGCGGAUUUAUACAUUUCGAGCUGAUCCGUCUGUUGACAAUCACUUCAUACAACCCCACUUGAAAAAAUAACAACUAUCCCUUUAAGUCUGACGCAUUUAGCUGGAGAAUCGCUGAUUUUUAACAUGCAGCUGCUUUAUUUAGUGUUCUUACUGUUUUGCAUAAAGUUUGCAUUGAAGAGGGAUCAAUGUUGAAUAUUAAUCAGCAGUAAAAACCUUAAAUGUGAAACACUGCAGGGUCAUUUUUAGACUCAUUGUGGAGUACAAAGGCUGCCUUGGUGUUGCUCCAUUGUGUGCACACAUUUCUCUAAAGUGUAAUAACUUUAAGAUGGCAGCCUGAGGAGACCGAUGUGUAUAUUUACUGAUGACUGACUGAACAUAGGUGUUAUAAGUCUACCUGCUGUCAAGCUUUCAAAACAACCACUAAGAAUUAUUUGCUCUCUGAAAAGAUUCACUGUUGUCUUAAACGCAGCACACACACACAGUCUGACUGUUAUCCAUCACGUUGGUUAUGUAGCAUGUUUAUUUUGUAUUAUUUCCGUUAUUAGACAGAAACUCUUCCAACACUGCAAACUGAACGUCUCUUUGACUGUCGAUGUCUGAGAUAGAUUCUUCUUUAGAUGAUUAAAUGUGGUUUUUGUUACAUCUGUGAAUUUACCAAGAAGCGGCUCGGAUUGAAAAUUGAGGUUAUGCAUUUUUAAAUAUUAUGUUACUAAUAGUGAUCCAAACUUCUUCUCUUUAUUACUUGAUUUUUCUCUUUUUUUAUGUUGCUUCAUGUUUUAUUAGCGGGUUAAUUUUAAAUGAGACAUAAAACGGUGCUGAAAACAUUUUACUAAAUUGUAGCUUGUUUUGCUCAUUUCCACUGAAAAAUAAGGUUUCAGGUGUUUAAUUUUUGAUUCUGGUGUGUGCAUUUUAACUGCAUCAUGCAUUUUCUUUCCAUUUCAUAUUUCUGAAUAUUUUUUAGAAUCAUGCGAGGCGCGUUUCAGGUCAUAGGUCGUGUUAAAGCGCAGUGGACUGAAGAAAGCUGUGAGAGAAACUCACUUUUCAGGUUUGUACAUUAAUGUUUUGCUCGUCAGUAUUACGCCUUUCCUCUUUUGUUUCUACAGCACAAAGAAAGUUAGGGUGUUUGAUCAGUAUCAAGGCAGGAGGUCAUUUAAUUUAAAUUUGGUGCAUGUCGUCCAACAAUGCCUUGUUACACUAAGUGUUGCACAACUGGAGCAUGUUCUCACGUUUUCAGGCUUCUUCUGAACUCUGAGGGUGAAGCAUGCACUUCUGUUAAACCAUGGUGAUGAUUUCUCUUAUUUGAAGCUCGGGUUAUUUUAAGGCUUCGUGUUGUGAAUAACUUUUUUUGAAUUGAACAUAUCUGCGAUUCUGCGUUGGCCAUAUUGGUACUGAGUUUUUGCCAAAUGAACCUGAGAGUAGACGGCUUUACUGGGUUUCUUUUAGUUUGAUGAUCUGGAUUCAGAUUCUGAGACGGUGUUUCUUUGUUUGAAUGUGAAUUAUUUUAAUAUUUUCCUCCUCAUCUGUUACUUUAGCUACUUUCUUUUUUUAACAGUGAUUAUGGAUUAACAGCUUGCAUAAAGGUGAAACUAAGAAAUGGCUUUGUUGUAUUUACCAAGUUCUCAUGGCUCUUCAAGGACAAUAACUGAUGAAUGUUGCACACAAAGCACUACAGAAUAACUGGAUUUACUUGAUUUUUUCAGUGUUGUGUCACAAAUAAAAGUUAUCGACAAAG